Molecule: messenger RNA, 2159 nt
Organism: Trametes versicolor FP-101664 SS1
Lineage: Eukaryota; Fungi; Basidiomycota; Agaricomycetes; Polyporales; Polyporaceae
Product: kinase-like protein
Exons: 8
Coding region: 11-1339 (442 amino acids)
Biological process (GO): MAPK cascade; cellular hyperosmotic response; protein phosphorylation
Molecular function (GO): MAP kinase kinase activity; ATP binding
Source: RefSeq, a predicted model, not a curated record
GCAAGCCAAAAUGGCUGCUUUUGCCAGUCGCGCUCCCAACAGUACCCCAGUUUCCGUAGAUGCUGCCACUGCAGCACUCAAGAACGCCGGCCUCACCGACAAGCCCGUCCGCCCGUCCCCUCCCAACCCCUUGCGUGCACCCGCCUCCGCUCCCGUCCCUGGCCGUCCCGGCGCGCCGACCCUUGGCGGUCUAGCCGCCCGUCGCAUAGGCAAGAACGUUCCGAAACUCAGCGGCAUGGACAUGGGCCUUCAGAAUGCCGGUCUUGGUAGCGGUCGACCCACCCAAGACGAGCCCUCGAAACGCAACGCACCAAACUCUUUCUCUACUCCCUUUUCUAAUUUUGGCAAGAUCGUAGAUCCCUCAGGCGCACUCAACUUCAAUGGCAAGGCCGUCCUUCACGCCAAAGGCGUCGACUUCUCCAACGGUGCCUCCUUCGCCAUCAACAUGGACCAGCUGCAGCUCGACGAGGAGCUCGGCAAAGGCAACUACGGCACCGUGAAGAAGGUUUUCCACAAGCCUACCAAGGUCGCUAUGGCCAUGAAGGAAAUCCGAUUAGAGUUGGAUGACGCCAAACUCAACGGCAUCAUCAUGGAGCUUGACAUCUUGCACCGCGCUGUCGCGCCAGAAAUAGUAGAAUUUUACGGUGCUUUUUUCAUUGAAUCAUGCGUGUACUACUGUAUGGAGUACAUGGAUGCAGGAUCCCUGGACAAGCUCCAAGGAGAGGGCGUCCCGGAAGACGUCCUUGGCCGCAUCACAGGCAGCAUGGUUCGCGGUCUUAAAUUUCUCAAAGACGAUCUCCAAAUCAUACAUCGAGAUGUGAAGCCUACAAACGUUCUCGUGAACAGGAAGGGUGACGUCAAGCUUUGUGACUUUGGUGUGUCGGGCCAACUGGAGAAGUCGCUGGCGAAGACCAAUAUCGGUUGCCAGAGCUAUAUGGCUCCCGAGCGGAUCCGAGGCGAGUCGCAGAACAACAUCGGCACAUACACGGUGUCCUCGGACGUGUGGUCGCUUGGCCUCUCCAUGAUCGAGAUGGCGCUCGGGCACUACCCAUAUCCACCAGAGACGUACGCAAACGUCUUUGCGCAGUUGACGGCCAUCGUCGACGGUGACCCUCCUGAACUCCCCGAACACUUUUCGGACAUCUCCAAGGACUUCGUACUGCGGUGCCUGCACAAAGUCCCGGAACGGAGAGCGUCGUAUGCGGAGCUUCUCGGUCACCCGUUCCUCGUGAAGGACCGCGAACGGGAAGUGAACAUGCCCGCAUGGGUGGAGAUAGCGAUCAACGCGCGAGAAGCUCGCAGUCGUGAACACCUAGCCGCGCAGAACGCCGCGACGUGACCCCGUCGCGCUAGGCGCACUUGUCCGCUGCCCGCUGGCCGUCCGUUUACUGCACGCACUGCGGCCCCCAGCUUUGUCCGACUGCGGCGCCCCCCACCGACUCGUCAACGAACAGACGCCCUUCCAUCUCCAUCCUCUCUGCUCCGCUCUUUUCCAACAACCUCUCACCGCACAGUUCUCGGCCCGACCCCUCCCAGGGCCUGCAGCCAUCUCAUCCGCUUGUCACUCUCAUCCCCCCAAAGCUUGCGGGUUAAUCAAGACCUUCGCUACAUUCCGAUAUCACGCCGCCAUAUGCGGUCCAGCUGUCGUCCUGCAGAGACGACUCAAGACGUGUUCGGGGCGCACGAACAGCGGACGAACAUUGUAGCUUUCCAACGAACUGCUCCGCACCGUCAUGGUGUUCGCCAGCGCCUAUACACACGAUUUGGCUCUCGGCACGCCAUCGACGGUGGGAAAUACUAGGAGCCCUCGCCAGAGGGCGGGAGGCUCAGAGGAGGGGUGGUUAGGCGACGGCGGAGCGUGCAGAUGAGAUCAAACGGGGUCACUGUUCGGGGCGGGGUGAGAAGGGGAUAUCGUCCGAACAUGGCAAGAUCGUGCCUUGUGUCGACUACGUCCACGCGAGGGUGGCAGUCGUAUAGUAACCGUCAUCGCGCAGCCACUGGCUGGGUGCGUUCAGAGACACACGUACAUACCGUAAACGUACUGUACCCAUACCCGUACCGUGUAGUACUGCGUCCGCUGGCGAGCGCGGGUGUCUGCAUGCUAAUGUAUAUAUGUCACGUACUACUGCUCCGAGCUAGAGCCAACAGUUAAUAUUACA